AAUUGAGGAUUGAGUAGCUGGCGGCCGACAAAUGACCUUGGGUAGCACAUGUUUCUUAAUGAGUAUAGGGUUUCAAGGUUUACUUUGCCAUUAUCUACAAGACAAUAGUCUAUUGUACUGUAAAAAUUCCAAAGAACAAAAAUGAUACUUUCUUCUUCUGUACCCAAACGUAAAAAAGCAGAGAAAGAACUUUUUAAAACUACUCAUACUAUAGAAUCAAAUGAAUUCAUUUGUAAGUUAGUAAAAUCAUGUGGUAAUUAUUUAUUCACUGGAAUAACAGAACAAGACGAAGAAGUUUUCGUAUCGAUCCCCGAAAGGUUUCGCAAUACAUUCUAUUUUGCUCAAGGUGAAUUUGUUAUCUGUUCACCAUUGGAUAAUAAAAAGGUGAAAGGAGAAAUUCGGGCUGUAUUACAGAAGGACAAUAUUAAAACAUUGAUUGAUGAAGGUCGAUGGCCGGAAACCUUUUCUGUAAAUAUUUCAAAAGAAUCCUCAAUGAAAAAUAAUAGUUACAUCCCAGAAGAUAUGCUUCCUUCAUCUUCUGACAAUACUGACACAGAAAAUGAUUGUAUAUCUGAUACUAACUGAAAAUUAUAUAAAUAUAAAUAUAUAUAUGUAUAUGUAUAUCAGUUUUGUGGGGUUUACAUUUUAUCAUCACUUGC
Schistosoma turkestanicum is the source of this 659-nucleotide messenger RNA. Lineage: Eukaryota; Metazoa; Platyhelminthes; Trematoda; Strigeidida; Schistosomatidae. The record is from the annotation of a GenBank genome assembly.